Penicillium crustosum is the source of this 2124-nucleotide messenger RNA. RefSeq lists its product as uncharacterized. The record is from RefSeq and is a predicted model, not a curated record. Bases 1 to 2124 code for a protein of 707 amino acids. Lineage: Eukaryota; Fungi; Ascomycota; Eurotiomycetes; Eurotiales; Aspergillaceae. The transcript has 3 exons.
AUGGCUCGCUUUUUCACAAAUAUGAGAAUGAACAUGAACGUAAAGCACGAAGAUUCAUUUUUUCACUCAAUUGGUAUUAAUAUGGCCGCGAACCCUGGAGGUGCCCAAGCCGUCGUCCACUUACUCCGAGAGAUCUACAAUCCGAUGUUGUACGAUUGUCUUUCAAAAGGAGGCCAUUGGAAUUCAGUAUUCACAGUUCUCGCUCAUGCUCCAGAUCGAGUGGACCUCACCGAGCGUCUAUUCGAUCUUCUUCGAUUUUACCGCUUCACUGAUGCUACAUGGAGAGCCGUAGAUCCAACUUAUCCUGUUGUUGACCCCGUUCCUGUUGUCCCUCUCCCUGCUGCUCCAGGCGGCCUUGCCCCUCACCCUCCGGCAGCACUUACUCCUCCUCCUAUUAUUCCUCUCACUUUUACCACUGCUCCAGAUCUUCAUCCUGCUACUCCUACUGCUGAUACUCCUAUCCCUCCUGCUUUUUCUAAUGCUCCUAUUCCUAUUGCUCGUGUUCCUCUCCGUACUCCUGCCCCUAUUGCUAGUACUCCUAUUCCUCCUGCUUUUUAUGAUGCUUCUAUUCCUAUUGCUCGUGUUCCUCUUCGUACUCCUGCUCCUACUGCUGCUCGUGCUCGUGCUCGUGCUCGUGCUCGCGCUCGUGGUGCUGCCCGCCCUACUGCCCCUACUCUCGCUCCUGGUCCAGCCUUUGCCCCCGCUCCUCCCCCCGCUCCUGCCCCUGCGCUUGCUCCCACUCCCGCUCCUCCUGCUGCUCCUGCCCGUCCUACUUCCCUUGCCCCUACUCUCGCUCCUGGUCCCGCCCUUUCUUCCGCUCCUCCCCCCGUUCCUGCCCCUACGCUUGGCCCCGCUCCCACUCGUGCUCGUGCUCCUGCCCGUCCUACUGCCCCUACCCCUACUCUCACUCCCGCCCCCGCCCCCGCCAUUUCCCCCGCUCCUACUGCUCCUCCCCCCGCUCCUGCUCCCACCCCGAUUCCUAUUCGCGCUCGUACUCCUGCCCCUUCCCCUAUUCCAGCGCCUAUUCCCGCCCCUGCCCCCGCUCCUACUCCUGCCCUUGUUCCCGCUUGUGUUCCUGGACGUCUUCUUGCCCCUGCCCCUACUCCUAGAUUCACACCUGCUUUUGCUGCUGCUUUCGCUGCUGAUCGGGCUGCUGCGGAGGCAAUUGCUAGAGAUGCCGGUGCGGAUUCUGGUAAUGCUCCUACUGGUAACACUCCUCUUAUUCUUACUGAUGACGCCCCUGACCGUACCCCUUCUCCUGGAAUCAGUCCUGCCUUUCGUACUGACUAUGUCCCUGCCCGUGCCCCUUCUCGUUCAAUUAGUCCUACUUUCGCUGCAGCUUUGAUUGCUGCUAUCGCUGCAGAUGACGCUGCCGAUCGGGCUGCUGCCGAAGCAGUUGCUAGGGAUGCCGGUGCGGAUUCUGGUAAUGCUCCUAUUAGUGAGAUAUCUCCUCUUUAUCUUUCUGGUUAUGUCCCUGUCGGGGCCCCUUAUCCUGGAAUCACUCCUGCUUUCACUGCUGAUGAGGCUGUUACGGAGGCAAUUGCUGGCGAUGCCGGUACGGAUUCUGGUAAUGCUCCUACUACUGACACAACUACUCUCAUUCUUACUGAUGAUUUUCCUGCCCCUAGCCCCAUUCCUGCUCAUGUUCCUCUCAUUCCCCCUGGUGUUGGUAUAGAUCCGGAUCUUCCUCUCGUGAUUGCACCGGAAGUUCUUCACUGUCCUCUCCCGGGUAGCCCACAACCUGGAUACUAUGUGCCGGUUCCUGCGGAAGUUCCAUCUCCGCCUUGCACUGGGCUAGAUGCUUUCACACGUACUACGGAACGUACUAAUCGCAAACGGGCUGGAGAUGACCCAGGGGAUUCAGAGACUGCCCCGCCUCAAAAGAAGAGAUCGACCGAUGCUAACACGCCAAAGGAGAAGACCGAAUGGACUAUGACUCGUCUUCAGAAUGAUUCACGAAGCCUGGAUGCUGAUGGCGAUACUCCGAUGGACGAAAACUAUACGGCUUUUAAGGUUAAGAAUAAGGAAGUUGAACCAGGGCCUGGCGUGUGGUCUACGAUGCGAGAUUAUCUUGGUCGUAUAGGCCGCCAACCUGCUCCAGAAGAACCGGAUGAGGAGCUCUAG